Messenger RNA from Iphiclides podalirius (scarce swallowtail), 2817 nucleotides. Lineage: Eukaryota; Metazoa; Arthropoda; Insecta; Lepidoptera; Papilionidae. The record is from the annotation of a GenBank genome assembly.
AUGCCCUUUUGUUUUCAACAAUGUGGUGUUUUGCUUGCUACAUUAAUUCUUCUAUUGAUGGGCUUUGUUUCAAGAUUGUGUUGCUAUUUCCUCUUGAAAUCUGCCAUUAUUACCAGGAGAAGGACAUUUGAAUUUUUGGCAUUCCAUGUGUUUGGACCAGCUGGCAAGUUAGCAGUAGAAGUUGGUAUCAUCGGAUUCUUAAUGGGGACUUGCAUAGCAUACUUUGUGGUUGUCGGAGACUUGGGACCUCAGAUAAUUGCUAAAAUGUUUAACAUAAAUCAAAGCGACAUUUUAAGGACGAGCAUAAUGGUGAUUGUUUCCUUAGUGUGUGUGCUGCCCCUGGGACUGCUGAGGAAUGUUGACAGCCUGAGCAACGUAAGCGCCGCGACCAUUUGUUUCUACUUCUGCCUGGUCAUUAAGGUUAUUUUAGAAGCGACAUCUCAGUUACUGACCGCAGAUUGGCACAUACGUAUUGAGACUUGGAAGCCCUCGGGGGUUCUACAGUGUGUUCCAAUAUUCUCCAUGGCUCUUUUCUGUCAAACGCAACUGUUCGAGAUCUUCGAGUCCCUGCCAUCGCUGUCGCUGGAGAAGAUGAACGUUGUGACGAAGAACGCGAUCAACAUAUGCACGGCGGUCUAUUUCACGCUGGGCUUCUUCGGCUACGUAGCGUUCAGCUCGCAGAAUAUAUCGGGCAAUAUUCUGAUGAGUCUGAGUCCGACAUUCGCGAGUGACGUCAUCAAGCUAGGCUUCGUCAUGUCGCUGGCUUUCAGUUUCCCGCUCAUAAUAUUCCCCUGCCGAGCCAGUCUCUACUCCUUUCUAUACAAAAAGGUGCACCCCGCCCACCACGACCACAUAAUCAACCACUCGAUCCCCGAGACGACGUUCCGCUGUAUAACGGUGGCGAUAGUGGCGGCGGCGCUCUUCGUCAGCCUGCUGCUGCCCAACAUUGAGCUGGUGCUGGGCCUGGUGGGCUCCACCAUCGGCGUGCUGGUCUGCGUGCUCUUCCCGGCGGCCUGCUUCGUCAGCGUCACCUUCAAGGACACCAACGAGCGUUUCCUCGCCAAGGUGAUUCUUGUGCUGGGUCUCAUUAUACUGGUGCUUGGAACAUACGCCAAUCUGCAAGCAGCGGAGAACAAAUACGACGAUAAGUACAUCACGCAGGAGCGUAUCGACAAGAUGGUCGAGGACUUUUUCGAAAAACAGGAUAAAAUUGCAGUUAUAAUGCCCAAAGCCGAUUCGAAAAACAAUCAAGAACAGAAAGUCGUUGAAGAUAAAGUGUCAAACGAAAUGUUGAAGGACUCCGAAGUGCAACCCCCUAACCCCAUACCGCCCGAGUCUCAAUCCAACGAAAAAGCUCCCGACGCUGCCCAGCCAGCCGAUUAUAAACUAGCCGAAGAACAAGCUGUUAAAGACACACCUAAGACCGUACCAGAAACUCACCCUAAAGACUUAAGAAUGAAAAUAGAAGAAGCCAAAUUAAUCAACGGAAAUAGUCAAGCCAAAGUAGAAUCAAGCAACAUCGAGAAACCCGAAGAAGGAAAAGAGAAGAAGUCGAAAUCUGAUGCCAGUCAGGAAAAAAUUGAUAUAAUGAAAAAGCAACAGUUAAUAGAAACAAUCAAACAACACGGGGAAGAACAAAAGGAACUUAUAAAGGAGCAGAAAGAGAUAUUGCACGAGAUAUUAAAGACGAAGAAGGAAUUGGAAAAAGAUAAAAAAGAAAUGGGCGAUACCGAAGCGAAAAAGAUAGCAGUGGAAAGUAUACAAAAGAUUGCUAACAUGGCAAUACAAAGUUUAUCGGGCGUUACUGAUAAACCUGUGGGAGAAAUUGAUACAGGCGUAAGAAAAGCAGAGCCUUUGCAGAAGAUUGCCAAUGAUGCUGUGCACGAAAUUGCCAAGAAAGCUGCUGAAACUCUAGAAGCUAUUGGAGAAAUAAAAGAACCUAAGGAAGCUUUAGCAAAGUCAGUCGACCAACCAAAAGAAAACAAAAAUGACCUAAAUAUAGAGGUUAGAGAGCAAAUUAUACCUCUAAAAAUCAUAAGUGACAUCAAAUCUGACAAUAAUUUAAAUUCUAUGCCAGAAAUGGCCCAUCAAAAUGAAAAAGCUUCUAUUGAGUCUCAAAAUGUGAACAAUAUUAAAAAAGAAAACAUAAUAAUACCCUCUGGAAAAUUGGUUGUUGGCCACUUCAACGAAAAUUCUAAAAAUGAUAAAGGCGAAGAACGCCUGCAAAAAGAAAUGAAUGGGAUAGACAACCAAAUGAAAGCGGGCAAGGAACAAGAAAUUAUUAACAGGGAACAUUCGCACUCGCCAGACGAGCCCCAGUCGUACAAGCAAGGUGAAGAUUUAGCGAAUAAAGUUGCACCGAAUGCUGUGAACAAUGUUGUCGCCCCAAAUGUUCCUUUACCUAUAGCAUUGAAGGGUUCUCAGGAUAAUGUAAAGAAUAUUAUACAAAUAAGUGAGCAGAAUUUAUCACCCAAUAAUGUAGAAACAAAUAAUGAUCAACAAAAAAUCGCGAACGAUGCCAGUGGAAAUGUACAAAAUACAGUGAUAAAAUCAAAUAACGCCAUCAGUGAACAACCAGUUCAAAAUAACGAAAACAACGAGAGAGUAGUGCCGAGACAGAAGAGGGAAGUAGUCGAUUGCACUGAGAAGACAAUUUUAAAGCCGGAAGACAAGCAAAUUUGUGAAAGUUUGAUUAGUAAUAAUAACUUGCUUCCAUCGAAUGUGAAGUUAGACUUAGGUUUACCAUUGAAUCCGCCAAUGCAUUUUAACAUUAUUCAGAGGUCACUGAAGAGUUACAACGAAGACGACAGACGCAGA